Molecule: messenger RNA, 207 nt
Organism: Eremomyces bilateralis CBS 781.70
Lineage: Eukaryota; Fungi; Ascomycota; Dothideomycetes; Eremomycetales; Eremomycetaceae
Exons: 1
Source: RefSeq, a predicted model, not a curated record
GGCUGGCCGGAUGACGCGCCACUGCAUGCUACGUUCUGGCAUGCCGUGACGGAAGCCAGGGAGCGAGACCGUACGGUACUGGACAAGUUUAUACGGUUCGAAGACAAGUCUAGUGGUCAGGGAUUUGAUCAUUGCACGACGGAUGAGUGCGCCCGUGCGAAGAUUUGCUACAUGCGGAGCGGGAGUACGGCAUUGGGGGCGAGGUGC